AUGCCACCAAAACCUGUAUGUAUUGUUCAGGAGAGUCCAGCCAAUGCUUUGGCUCUUAACAAAGACAAUACUCAAGUUGUUAUUGCUGGACGAAAUGUUUUCAAAAUAUUCUCAGUAUUGGACGAUAAAUUUGAAGAAGUAUAUAAUUUAAGAGUUGGUAAAAAUUUAAACUUAAAUUUUUCCUGCAAUGAUGUUACGUGGAAUCUAAAUGAUGAUCACUUGAUAGCAACAGCAGCAACAAAUGGCGCGGUAGUAUUAUGGAAUUUAAACAAAGUAACGCGGUCCAAACAAGAACACGUAUUUACUGACCACAAAAGAACAGUAAAUAAAGUAAGUUUCCAUACAACAGAGCCAAUGUGGCUGAUAUCUGGUUCCCAGGAUGGUACGAUGAAGUGUUUUGACCUACGUAUCAAAGAAGCCGCCAAGACUUUCUACAGCAACACGGAGUCUGUGAGAGACGUCGAGUUUUCCCCGCACCAGCAGUACACAUUCGCAGCGGUGUCAGAGAACGGACAUGUCCAGCAGUGGGAUAUGAGGCGUCCAGAUAGGUAUUUCCAGCACUUCACAGCUCACAGCGGGCCUAUUUUUGCAUGUGAUUGGCACCCGGAGAACCAGUGGCUGUCCACUGCGUCGCGAGACAAGACAAUUAAAAUCUGGGACCUUACUCAAAAGCCGACCUGCGAGUACACUAUUCACACAAUUGCUUCCGUAGGUAGAGUAAAGUGGAGACCACAGAGGAAAUAUCAUAUAGCGAGCUGCGCGCUGGUUGUCGACAGCAGUAUAAAUGUAUGGGACAUUCGCAGACCUUAUAUACCAUUCGCGAGCUUUAAUGAGCACAAAGACGUCACUACUGGUAUUGCCUGGCGAGGUGAUCCCCACUCAUUUAUAUCAACCAGUCGUGAUUGCACGUUGUAUCAUCACGCCUUCCAAGAAGCUAGUCGUCCGGCAAAUCAAGCAAAUCCUCAGGGCCUUGAUAUAAAUCCUUACUGCGAGGUUGGUUUUGCGAAUAAAGUCAAUACUAAUAAUAAUAAUAAUAAUAAUACCAAUGCAACUGCAACAGUUAAACAUGUGACUACUCCAAUGAGAAAGUCUCAAACAAACAGUGACUCUUUUUGUUCAGCGAUGAGCACUGUCCAAAGAUUUACUCUAGACACUACUAAAGAGCCUAUUUGGUUUGUAUACUGCGCCAAAAAAUAUAUGUUAAACGGAAGACUGAGUGAUAUUUGCGAUCACAAUUCCAAAGUUGCUGCCGACGGUGGGCGUAUUGAUAUUUGCUACGUUUGGAAAAUUAUUAAGUCUUUUUACGCAGACCCAUUGGAAAGUAUUCCUAAAAAUAUUCCUGAUAAAGAUGAAAUUUUAAAUUUAUCUCAAAUGACUCUUAAGGUCACUGGUGUGGAACCGAGUAACGCCCAUGAAAACGAAGUUAAGUCAUUGCAGGGAGACGGCUUAGGUGGAGUCAGUGGAGGAGAUGAUGAGACUGAGACUGAUGAGAUGCCAGAAAAUUUAAAUCCACUUGGAAAUAUUUCUACGGGAUAUAAAAAGUCUUUAAAUGGAUUCAAACGCAAGCCAAAAAGUGAUUUUAUUUUCGGAGAAUUUGAGUUUGAAUCGCUGUCAAUGGAGUACAAUGCGGAGGACUACAUUGAUAAUACAAUCAAUGACAGUGACUGGUCAUUGCCAAAGGAAGCAUUUCCUUUGAGACACGAGAUACAGGACAGAUCACCACCGCCUGAACAGUUCUCCAAUCCUGCGGACAUAAAUGAUGACUCGGGUUCGGUAACUGUUGAAGAUCAACCUUGUCAUCUUAUUGUCAACUCUGUUCCCAAGCCAAAACUUUUUGAUCACACGCCGCUCGUUGAAGCAGCCCUGAUGCACCAUGUAUCGAUACGUGAUGUCCAGACAUCUGUUUCUAUUUUAAUGGCCCUGGGAAGCCUUAGAAAAAGUCUCAAUAUUUCAACGGCUAUUCAAGAGAGCUGGUUACUUGAGUACAUAGACCUGUUAGGCAGAUUUAAACUCUACGAUGUUGCUACUCAGAUUAUUCAAAAUGCUUGGAUACCAUCAAUAUCACAAUUAAAUCAACAAUCAACAAUAAUUCAUGCCAGUUGUACGACUUGUGGGAAAGCUUUUCCACCGACCACGUGGUUCUGCGAUCAAUGCAAUAAAUCUAAAUUAUCUUUGUGUUCAAUUUGUCAUCAGGUGGUUAGAGGAUUGUACACCUGGUGUCAAGGAUGUACUCAUGGCGGACAUAUAAAACACAUGAAAGAUUGGUUUCAAAAUAAUAGACAAUGUCCGACUGGUUGCGGUCAUAUGUGUGAAUAUAUUUGA
Cotesia congregata is the source of this 2322-nucleotide messenger RNA. NCBI's taxonomy places the organism in Eukaryota, Metazoa, Arthropoda, Insecta, Hymenoptera, Braconidae. The record is from the annotation of a GenBank genome assembly.